UAAUCUAUUUACUCUGCAUCUUGGAAUGAACUCAGUCAGUCAGUCAGACAGACAUGCUAUCACCUGACAAAGCACUGUUUGGUUCCUCUGCUCUGUCUGUUCUUCUAUCUUUCUCCAGUGCUGCAGACCUGAUUGAGGACUGAUCCGUGGCAUUGGACACAGCUGGGCCCGGUUGUGCCCCCCCCCCCAUGCAUAUAAAAACCUGAGCAGUAGACGUCAUUUAUUGACACGCAUCCACCCCCCUACACUCCUGACUUUACAAGGCUGCAAGUAUAUGAUGAUCGUAUAGACUGUGAUGCAUUGCUGUAGAUUAAACAAAUGCAGCAGUAAUAUUAAUCCAGAAACAUAAUUUUGACUGCACACAGAACACUUUUAAGUACAUUUCACUGAUACUAGUGAUAUACUUUGACUUGACUAAGGUUUUUUUACUUUUGUGUUUUCACAGUGUGGUAUUAGUACUUUUACCUAAGUAGAAGAUCUGAAUACUUCUUCCACCACUGGGAAUACUAAACUGUACACUGCGAUAGAAGGUCCCAAGCCAAACAUGUUAGGAAUCACUGCUUUAUAUACAUUAUAAUACAAGUACACACACACUGGAUCAGGUGUGUGGCUGCUCAGUUUGUAGAAUUACAAUAAGGAGGUACCUAAAAUGGGCACUAGGCGGCGUAAGAACCUCAUGAACAGCUAGCAGCAGUAAUGCUUCUACCACAUGCAGGCCUCACAGCUUUAGGUUGAAAUAUUGUUGAAUAAACUCAAGAAUCUGUUUAACAUUCUGCUCUAGCUGUUUGUCUAGACCCUUUUCUGUUAAGACACCGCACACUUCUAAUAAGCUACAUGGUGUCCAUUCACAACCAAAGAAUAAAGUGUGUGUGUGUGUGCGCCCGCGCUUUACUUCUGCCGAUUGCAUUUCCAACUUCAAAAGUCAUGAAAGUGGUGUUCAUUUGUGAAUAUUAUCUUGUUGAACAAAGCGUGUAAGUAUCAUACGCGUUUGCCGCAGAGCUUAUUUUCUGCAAUUAUCCAAAAUCCGGUGGAAAAAUCCCUUUAUCUUUUUUUGUCGAGGGAACCAGUGCGACGCUAACUUCCUGGUUGGACAAAAAAUGACAUUGCUCCUGCAGCUCUAUAUAAAUGGUUCAUUCUAAGGUAAUGAAAAACACGGUGUGUCUUAUUUUCAGGUGACACCUUUCUGUUGUGAACUCGCAAUGAUAUGUUGUAAAGAUACUGAAGGGGCCUUUAAGGAGUCAUUUGGGGACAAAGGGCAGGACGAGUGAACAUUCACCAACGGAAGAGAAACUUUAGGACACAGCAAAACAAGUGUAUGUAUUUCAUUAUUGAAACAUUAUUCAACAAUGUUAAAAUGCCAUGCUGUGUUUUUUUUUGCUGCUAUCUGAGGACCUGCCCAUAGAGCAGUCUGCCCACCCCCCUUCACCUUAUCUCCUGCAUGUCUGCCCGCUUCUCAUUAGCAUAAUUAAGCAGCUGCACACCGGGAGGUUUCACAGGUUACAACAAACGCCCCGCUCUCUGUGGGGGGGGGGGGAGACAUUUCAGGUGAGGAGCCGCCAGAGCCGAAAUGGGCCCACAAACAAUCAUGAGUCCGAACGAGACGCCUAUGGCGCUGUUGGCGGUGGCGUGUCUCCUCGGCUCGUUCGCGCUCUCACAAGUGGAGGAAAUGAGGGGCCACGAGCGGCUGUUCCUUGGCUCCCUGGGGCUCUCCGGGCGACCUCGGCCCGCGGGGAACCGGCGCCACGUCCCCUCGGAAAUCUGGAGGAUGUUCCGGAUGUCGGAGAACAACCAGGCCCGGGAGAGUGACCCCUGCACGGUGUCCGAGUACGGAGUCCCAGGCAACAUCAUCCGGCUGGUGUCUGGCUGGAGCAGCAGCUGUCAGGCCUGUCUGGAGAAGCAGCUUUACUUCAACAUGUCCGUCCUGCAGCCUGUGGAGCUGCUGUCUCUGGCUCAGCUGGAAAUCACGUUCCACUGGAAGCUCCUGCAGGGGCCCCGGGCCCUCAGCGUGUCUCUGUAUAAAGUGAUCCGGGCCACGCUGAGGGGAGCCAACCCCCAGGCCGGCCGCAGGCUCCUGCUGUCCCAGUCGCUGAGGCUGCAGACCGAGCCCACCUCCGUCGCCAUGGACCUCACCCCGCUGGCGGAGAGCUGGCGCAAACCGGGACGCAACUACGGCUUGCUCCUGGAGCUGCUGCCUCUCGACGUCGAUCCGGAGGAGCUGCUUCCCUUUCACCCCGGGAACUCCCUCCCGUUGGAGCCGGCCUUCACCCUGCCUCUGGUCCAGGCCUCGCUGGUGGCCGUGUCCCUCAACCCCCACCAGUGUCGCUCCAGACAGCGGCGAAGCGCUGUCCACCUCCCCGUGACGCCCAGCAACGUGUGCAAGGCCCGCCGCCUCUACAUCGAUUUCAAGGACGUGGGCUGGCAGGACUGGAUCAUCGCCCCGCAGGGCUACAUGGCCAACUACUGCCACGGCGAGUGCCCGUUCCCGCUCAGCGAGAGCCUGAACGGCACCAACCACGCCAUCCUGCAGACCCUGGUGCACUCCCUGGACCCGGAAGUCACGCCACAGCCCUGCUGCGUGCCCGUCCGCCUCUCCCCAAUCUCCAUGCUCUACUACGACAACAACGACAACGUGGUGCUCCGGCAUUACCAGGACAUGGUGGUGGACGAGUGCGGGUGUCGGUGAGGUUGGUCGGACAUUUCUGACUGUCGAAUAUCCACCAGUACCUUUUUUUUUUUUUUAAAUAAGUGUUAAUGUGACUUAAUGCUGUUUUGAUUGUUGGUUCGAUUAGGUUUUCAGUGUACAACGUUCUUUGCAGUCAACGAUUUUAAAGAAUUUAACAUUUGUAUUCGUUUGUUCUCCCAAAGAUUUAGACGCAUCUUUUUAUAUGAAAGCUGAUGUUAAUAAAAAUUGCAAUAAAGCUACACUGGAGGACUGAAUUUGAAAAGUCAGUCACUUGUUUUGGUGGAGCUUUUUUUUUUUUAACUAAUAAACACUUCGGGGCCCAGACCAAUUCAGUUAUGGGCUCUGGUCCCUGGCCAGGUUUUCCUCUCCAAAGGCUUGGUGGAACAUAAUCCAGAGUUUUCUUUCAAGAAGUUCUUUGUCUCCCUGGAAGACUGCCUAUCAUC
Anarrhichthys ocellatus (wolf-eel) is the source of this 3126-nucleotide messenger RNA. RefSeq names its product growth differentiation factor 3 (gene gdf3). Lineage: Eukaryota; Metazoa; Chordata; Actinopteri; Perciformes; Anarhichadidae. Bases 1568 to 2683 code for a protein of 371 amino acids. Gene Ontology annotation, cellular component: extracellular region. The transcript has 2 exons. The record is from RefSeq and is a predicted model, not a curated record. Gene Ontology annotation, molecular function: growth factor activity; cytokine activity.